Molecule: messenger RNA, 1876 nt
Organism: Calypte anna (Anna's hummingbird)
Lineage: Eukaryota; Metazoa; Chordata; Aves; Apodiformes; Trochilidae
Gene: ACSF2
Product: acyl-CoA synthetase family member 2
Exons: 16
Coding region: 56-1837 (593 amino acids)
Biological process (GO): fatty acid metabolic process
Molecular function (GO): medium-chain fatty acid-CoA ligase activity
Source: RefSeq, a predicted model, not a curated record
CAGCGUAUCGAGAGCCGGUCCGGGCUGCCUGCCGGGUGGUGCUGCCGGUACAGGCAUGGCCACGGCCCGGCUGGCAGCGCUGUCCCACCGCGGGCUGCUCUUCCUGCGGCGGGGGGGACCACCGGGCAGUGCCCUGCACACAGCAGUGCCCUCUGCCUCCCACCGGGUGACCAGCAGCUAUGUGGGGGGGCCCUCAGACACCCCCCUUCUCACCAAAACCAUGGGGCAGUGCCUGGAUGAGACCACGGAGAGGUUUCCUGAGCGUGACGCUGUGGUGUUCUGCCGAGAUGGGAUUCGGAAGACGUUUGCUCAGCUCAAAGAGGAGGUGGACAGGGCUGCAGCUGGGCUUCUGGCUCUUGGCCUGAAGAAGGGAGACCGUCUGGGGAUGUGGGGCCCCAAUAAAUAUGAGUGGGUUCUCAUGCAGUUUGCAACUGCCCAGGCAGGAAUCAUCCUGGUAUCUGUGAAUCCAGGCUACCAGGCUCUUGAGUUGGAGUUUGUCCUCAGGAAGGUUGGCUGUAAGGCACUGGUGUUUCCUACCCAGUUUAAAACACAGAAGUACUAUGAUAUUCUAAAGCAGUCAUGUCCUGAGCUAGAAAAAUCCAGUCCAGGAGGAAUAAAGAGCAAAAGGCUACCUGACUUAUCCAUUGUUGUCACAGUGGACUCCAAGCUGCCUGGCACCUUCCACAUGGAUGAAGUGAUGCAGGCUGGGGACAGCAGCCACAUGAAGCAGUUAAGAGCUGUGCAGGGGACCCUCUCCUGCAAUGAGCCCAUCAACAUCCAGUUCACUUCAGGGACAACAGGAAGCCCCAAAGGAGCCACCCUCUCUCAUGGGAACAUUGUGAAUAAUGCCAACCUGAUCGGGCAGAGGCUGGGGAUCACUGAGCAGGACUAUCGUUGUGGCAUCCCUGCACCCCUCUACCACUGCCUGGGCUCAGUUGGAGGCUGCAUGGUGAUGGCUCUGCACGGGUCCUCCUGCAUCUUCUCAUCUCCCAGCUUUGAGGCAAAGGCUGUACUGGAGGCUGUGUCCCGAGAGAAGUGCUCCUUUCUUUUUGGCACACCAACCAUGUUUAUAGACAUGCUCUCCCAGCCCAACUUUGACUCCUACGAUCUGUCAAGUCUCCGGGGAGGAGUCAUUGCAGGUUCUCCUGUUCCCCCUGAGGUCAUGAAGGCAAUGAUCACCAAGAUGCACAUGCCAGAGGCUGUGGUUGCCUAUGGGACCACAGAAAACAGCCCUGUCACCUUCAUGGGGUUCCCCAAUGACAGCAUUGACAGGAAAACUGAGACAGUGGGAUACAUAUUUCCCCACACAGAGGCAAAAAUUGAGGAUCCAGAGACAGGGAAGCCUGUGCCUCUGAACACUCCUGGGGAACUUCAGGUCCGUGGCUACUGUGUCAUGCUGGGCUACUGGGGUGAACCUGCCAGGACAAAUGAAGUGAUCACUAAGGAUGGGUGGUACAAGACAGGGGACCUUGCAAGCUUGGAUGAACAUGGCUACUGCAAGAUCAUCGGCCGCUGCAAGGACAUGAUCAUUAGGGGAGGAGAGAACAUCUACCCAUCAGAAAUCGAGCAGUUUCUCCACACCCAUCCCAAGGUUGAGGAAGUCCAGGUGGUUGGUGUAAAGGAUUCCCGGAUGGGAGAAGAGAUCUGUGCCUGUAUCCGAGUGAGGGCUGGGCAGGACUGCACCGAGGAAGAGAUCAAAGCUUUCUGCAGAGGGAAGAUCUCACACUUCAAGAUCCCACGGUAUGUUGUAUUUGUGGGUCAGUACCCACUCACCAUCUCGGGCAAGAUUCAGAAAUUUAAGCUGAGGGAUCAGAUGGAGAAGCACCUUCAGCUCUGAGCUGAGGAAGCGAGGACCAAAAAGGGGAGAACUCAGCCC